AUGGAUAGCUUCGUAGGCUUCCCGCCUGAAUCCGGUGCCGGUGCCGAUUCCUUGCUCGCUUUUGCCGACGAUGACCCGGAUGGCGGAACACACCCUCCAAGAUGGUCCUCAUUCAUCGGUAUCAUCAUUUCAAUCGUCGGAAACAUUGUCAUCUCAUUCGCCCUCAAUAUCCAGAAAUAUGCGCAUAUUAGGCUUGCAAGGGCAAAGUCAUUACGAUUACAAGAGAGAAAGAAAUACAAACGUCGAAGAAGAAGAAGGAGAAAGCUCCUAGCUGCGAACAAGGGUGUUGCCAAUGGCAGGAAUGGAGCUAGCACCGAGACUGAUGGAUUGCUACACCCCCCUGAAAGCAAUGGCUCACCGAAUGGACUCGAAAACGGUGAUGAAGAAGAUUUAGAAGGCAGUUGGAUAUCUACUGAUACCUACGAUAGUCCCGAAGGUGAAGAUGGAAGAGGGAGAGCUCUGAUGGAGGACGAAGAAGACCGAUAUCUUCUCGAAUCACCGGAACGGUCUCCAUCAAAAAAUGGUGGGGUGGGGGGUGCACCACCUUAUCUGAGAUCGAAAUGGUGGUGGACUGGGAUUAUCCUAAUGACCAUUGGAGAGUGUGGUAACUUUCUGGCCUAUGGUUUUGCGCCAGCUUCGAUUGUGUCUCCACUCGGGGUCGUGGCUUUGAUCUCCAAUUGCUUGAUCGCACCUCUGAUGCUUAAGGAACCUUUCAGAAGGAGAGACUUGCUAGGAGUCGUCAUUGCCAUCUUCGGUGUCGCAGUUGUGGUUUCCAGCUCGCAGCCAAAGGAAGAGAAACUCACCCCGGGCCAGAUAUGGUGGGAGAUUAGCCAGACCCCAUUCGAGGUCUAUUUUACCAUCACUUGCACAUUAAUAGUGGUUUUACUCUAUCUCAGUGGCAAACACGGCUCCAGGUUCAUUCUUAUCGAUUUGGGCCUGGUCGGAUUGUUCGGUGGCUACACGGCAUUGGCGACGAAGGGUGUCUCGUCUCUUCUUUCGAGCUCUCUCUAUAAGAUUGUUACUUACCCGGUUUUCUAUCUCCUCGUCAUCAUACUCGUCUCCACCGCCGUUUUACAAAUCAAAUAUUUGAGCAGGUCCCUCCAGCGGUUCGACUCCACUCAAGUUAUACCUACUCAAUUCGUCCUUUUCAACAUCUUCACUGUUACCGGAUCAGCAAUCCUCUACCGUGACUUUGAGAAAGCCGACGCCGCAAGGUUCAUUAGGUUCCUAAUUGGAUGCUUCCUGAACUUCGCCGGUGUUUACCUGAUAUCAAGCAAACGUGAGCGUAACUACGAAUCCGACUACGAUUCUACAAUCUCCGAGACCGAAGACGAACACCACUUCGACCCUGACAACCCGAUCAUGCGGGUCUCUUCUAUCGACAAUACCCCAUACUCAGACCAUCCACGUACGUCCCUUCAACCCGGGGCGCCGUCCACCCGACGGGACUCAUCAAUCCGCUCCACAAACUCUUUCCGUCGCACUCAAAUCCCAGCCCAGCUUCACUCCCCCCCAAAUGAAGCAUCCCCUCUUUUACCACCUGCCAAAAAUCCCCUUGAUGACCUCCAUACCCCUCUAACCCCAACCGUAUCGCGUAGCCCUUCCCGCCGCCGCCCCGCACCGAUCUCCACAACACCGGUCGCCACGCCACCAUCGGCGAGCACCAACCCUAACCGCUCUUCCCUCUCGCUUCUAACCCCCGGCCCGCUAUUUGUGGGUUACCAACUCCAAGCCGUCGUCGCAGAUACUCUGAAGCGCGGUGUCGAUCACAUACUCGAAGAAGAUCUUAUCUCACCCCACCAAAUUGCCACAGCCACAAACCAAUCCGGAUCCCUCCGUGAUAAGAAAGUUAGAAAGGUCAAAAGCGUAGGAGCAAGUCUUGGCGGUUGGCUACGUGGUGAAUCACAGACCAUCUUGCCUACUUCCUCGACGUCCAAGAACCGGAGAAAACGAGCAGGGACUAUGGAUUCCACUUCUGAUCUUAAUACGAGACAGUCGAUACGGAGCCGACUUAGUCGCUCUGGAAGUGGGGCUUCGGCGAGCGUGAGCGGGCCGAGUAGUAGUUCGAAUAACGGUGUGAAUCGAUACAGUCAAUAUUCAGAUGACUCUGUGAUGGCGGAUCCGGCGAGGAGGAGGACGAUCGCCUUUGGAGAAGGGGCAGCAGAUGAAGAAAGAAGGAGCGGUAUAAGGAGACCCAGUCCUGGUGUUGUGGAGACGGUACUGGAGGGUGGGGAUGCACCGUUGCCAGAUCCAAGAACCACAUCAAGGGGAGAUGAGAGGUGA
Molecule: messenger RNA, 2283 nt
Organism: Orbilia oligospora ATCC 24927
Lineage: Eukaryota; Fungi; Ascomycota; Orbiliomycetes; Orbiliales; Orbiliaceae
Exons: 3
Coding region: 1-2283 (760 amino acids)
Biological process (GO): magnesium ion transport
Cellular component (GO): membrane
Molecular function (GO): magnesium ion transmembrane transporter activity
Source: RefSeq, a predicted model, not a curated record